Ostrinia furnacalis (Asian corn borer) is the source of this 1342-nucleotide messenger RNA. It is a transcript of the gene Aven, whose product is annotated as Apoptosis and caspase activation inhibitor. Gene Ontology annotation, biological process: negative regulation of G2/M transition of mitotic cell cycle. The record is from RefSeq and is a predicted model, not a curated record. The transcript has 6 exons. NCBI's taxonomy places the organism in Eukaryota, Metazoa, Arthropoda, Insecta, Lepidoptera, Crambidae. The coding region runs from base 111 to 1232 and encodes 373 amino acids.
CAUUGGUAUGUCAAAUUAGGGAAAUGCAUGCAAAAGCUCACAGCUGUUUCAGUAAAACAAGCAAUAUUUUUUGAUUAUUGAGCAAAAUUUACUAUUCACAUUACCACAUCAUGCCAGAAGAAUCAAAGAAAAAUCAGCCCAAAGGUCGAAAUGAUGCCAAGGAGCAAAGAAAACCCCGGCACGGCCGACAUCAAGGAGGAAAGGAAAAGGAAGGAAAGGAAAAAAAACACGAUACAGCUGCUGAACCGAAAGUUCCAGUACCACAAAAGCCUGUUUACGAGGAGCCUGGGCCAGAAUUCUACAAAAACUUAAAACGAGAAACAGAUGAGAUCCUAAAGAUCACAGAAGAAGCCAACUCAAAGUACAAGAAAAAAGAAAUUCAGAGCAACUGGGCCAAGUAUGAAAUGCCCAUUGAAAGUUAUGAUGAGAUUGAAGAGCAAGAAAAUAUGGGAGCUGAUUAUGAGAAACUUAUUGAAGCACCUCUAUCUGUUGGUGGGCACUUCCAAUUCAAACAUGAAAAAUCUUGGGACACUGACACUGGUCCUUCUCCUUAUGACAAAUAUUUUGAAAUAAAUAUGGAUAAUUUAGCACUCAGUAUCUCAACAAUACCAUUUUAUGAACGCAUCAACAUAGACAAAUCAAUCUUUAGUGAGACAGAUAUGUUGAAUAUGAAUAACAGAGCUACAAGAUUUAAACAAAAAUAUUACAAUGACAAAUCAUUUACAACUCCAGAGUUACAAGUUCAGGACAAGAUUCUCAGUAGCCUCAUGGGAAACAAAGAGAAAGUAGAUAGCAUUGAAUUAAAGUAUGAAGAGACAGAAGAAAAUUCAGUAGAACAAAAGGACCAUAUUAAUGUGGCUAAUGAAACACUCACUGAACAAAUUCUGGAUCUACCAAGUGCCACUAUAGAUAGCUCAAGCAUAAAUAAAGCAAAGGUUCCUGAUAAAAAUCAACCAGAAUUCGAGUCUGAACCAUUGAAAGCUACAGUACUGCCAGUAAAAAAACUACAAAAUAGUAAAGAUCUAGAUAGUUUAGAUGAUUUAAUUUCGGGUGACCAAAUCAAAAAUCCUCAAGACCUGGAACUAAAAACUAUUGAAAUUCCAGACAUAAAAGAUAUGGAAGAUGUUAUUGUUGCUGAAAAUCGAAAACCAAAACAAGAAGAAUCAAAAAAUGUCGUCAUAGAAUCUCCAGAAGACCUAGAAAAAUGGUUAGACGAUUUUUUGGACGGUUAAAAUGACUAUAACGGCCACUGCUUAAAUAAUCUCGCAUAUUACAGUCUAGGUAUAUACAGAGAACAGAUUGAUCGUUUUAUUUAUUUCAUGUAGGUUACACAAGCUAUCAA